Molecule: messenger RNA, 1995 nt
Organism: Phascolarctos cinereus (koala)
Lineage: Eukaryota; Metazoa; Chordata; Mammalia; Diprotodontia; Phascolarctidae
Source: RefSeq, a predicted model, not a curated record
AAAAGAGAUUUUGGGGGGUGGGAAAUUAGGGACCCUCCUGGGUCAGCUCAGAGGCGAGAGAUCAGCCAAAUAUGGAGAAACUGGUUUUAAUUCAUCUUCUUUUAAAUUCUUGCAAGGGGCCGCCAAGGAGGCAGGAUGGGCAGGUGUGGUCUGCCUUUCCAAAGUCCUUCCAACUCUUGUGCCCAGAACUGAAUGACAGCAACCAUAGGAAUAGCAUCAGUACUGAGCCUAAAGCUCCUGUUGGCUGCAUCCAGGUCACGGUGUCCAACCCCUUUCAUGUGGUGAUCCUCUUCCAGCCGGUGACCCUUCCCUGCUCCUACCAGGUAUCAACACUGCCCACUGCCCCCAUCGUCCUCUGGAAGUAUAAGUCCUUCUGCCGGGAUCGCAUCGCCGAUGCUUUCUCCCCAACCAGCACGGACAGCCAGCUCAAUGCCCAGCUUGCUGCUAGCAACCCAGGCUACAACCCUUAUGUGGAGUGUCAGGACAGCAGCCGAACAGUGAGGGUGGUGGCCACAAAGCAGGGGAACGCUGUGACUCUGGGCGAAUUCUACCAAGGGCGACGGAUCACCAUCACUGGGGAUGCUGACCUGACCUUUGAUCAGACUGCCUGGGGAGAUAGUGGCGUCUACUACUGCUCUGUGGUUUCUGCCCAGGACCUCCUAGGCAACAACGAGGCUUACGCUGAGCUCAUUGUCCUUGGCAAGACCUCAGGGGUGGCUGAACUCUUACCAGACUUUCAGAUAGGGUCCAUGGAAGAUUGGCUCUUUGUGGUCAUCGUUGUCCUAGCUGCCCUGUUAGUCUUCCUCCUCUUGGGCAUCUGCUGGUGCCAGUGCUGCCCCCAUACGUGCUGCUGCUACGUACGCUGUCCUUGCUGCCCGGACAAAUGCUGCUGUCCCGAGGCCUUGUAUGCUGCUGGUAAAGCUGCGACCUCCGGAGUCCCAAGCAUUUAUGCACCCAGUGUCUACGCACCCAGCACCUAUGCUCACCUCUCUCCAGCCAAGGCUCCUUCCCCUCUACCCAUGAUCCAGAUGGCUCCUGUCCACAAUGGCUUCGCAGGGGAUUUUGACCGACAGAGCUCAGUUGGUGGCCACAGCUCCCAGGUGCCCCUUCUUCAUGACACAGACAGUACUAGAAACUCAGAAGUACGAAGUGGUUAUCGCAUCCAGGCAAACCAGCAGGAUGACUCUAUGAAAGUGUUGUACUACAUGGAGAAGGAGCUCGCUAACUUUGACCCUUCCCGGCCUGGCCUGCCUAAUGGCCGGGUGGAGAGGGCCAUGAGUGAAGUGACUUCCCUUCAUGAAGAUGACCGGGGCUUCCGGCCCCACCGAGGCCCUGCCCUCACCCCCAUCCGAGAUGAAGAUCUGGACUAUCGCUCCCAAAGAAGCCCAAGAGGAUGGGAGUCUGAGCGAGAACGUUCCCGGGAUCAGAAUGGAGGCUGGGGACCCAGGCGGCCACGGGCCCACUCGAUGGAUGCCCUGGAUGACUUGGGCAGACCCAGCUCCGUGGAAUCGGGAAGGACAUCCCCUUCAGAAAGGAGCCGGGCGCGGGCUUAUGCACCUCCCCGAAGCCGCAGCAGAGAUGAUCUCUACUCCCGGCCUGGAGACCCCUACUAUGAUGAUCACAGGUCCCGGGGCAGACCCCUGGAUGAUGCCCGUCGGGACCCACGUGGGAGCCACAGCCGGUCCAGAGACCCCGAGUAUGAUGGGCGGUUCUUGGAAGAUGUGCUGAGAAAAAAGGAGGUGGGGGAGAGGAGAAGACCCCACAGGGAAGAAGAACCUUAUUACCCCCCGGCCCCACCUCCCUACACUGAAACGGAGUCAGUGUCUUCCCGAGAGAGGAAGCUCAGGAAGAACCUAGACCUGAGCCGGGAAAGCCUGGUGGUCUGACCCGACGAGGUUCUCCUCGACUUUUGUAUGUUUUUUUAAAUGUGUGUCUGGGGGGGAGGGGGAGGAGAGUCUCUUCUGAUUAUGCUGAAUAAAGUUUUUAAUCACUUGG